Messenger RNA from Heterobasidion irregulare TC 32-1, 429 nucleotides. RefSeq lists its product as uncharacterized. Bases 1 to 429 code for a protein of 142 amino acids. The transcript has 3 exons. The record is from RefSeq and is a predicted model, not a curated record. NCBI's taxonomy places the organism in Eukaryota, Fungi, Basidiomycota, Agaricomycetes, Russulales, Bondarzewiaceae.
AUGAAUCGGAACGAAGGUCAGGGGGUCUUCCGCAAGCCACGAGGCUCGCUGCCUCUCCUCGUAGCCUCCAUCCCACGUACUCCAGUAGCGUUACCGGCCCUCACCCCGCAGAUACGUGCCUGGCCAUCCAAGCAGCGCCCCAACAACCUCCAUCCCCACCCUCCCCACGUUCUACACCCGCACUCGCACCCGUGUCCUCGCAUACCCGUCGCGCGCAAAAAACCUGAUCUUCGCCGCCCUCUGCGCAACGACGCUGUCCUGCUACUACUGCUGAUAUUCGCACCCUCUCUCGAUGCCGGCGUCUGUCGUUUGCGCUCGUAUUACCACGAACGCACGCCUGCACACGCGUGCGACGUCCUCGAGCCCGAGCUCAAGCCCAAGUCCGAGCGUGUCGCAUCGUCCCUAAUGCGGGUUCAACCAGAGCUGUAA